GGGAGAAAGUGAGGCGGGGGGCCGCGGAAGUGCGGUGAAGCGGCGGCGGCGGGGUCGAGCGGGGCAGGCUUCCCCGUCGCCCGCCCCUCGGCCCGGGCGCCCUGGGGCGGCGAGAGCAGCAUGGCCGCCAGCCUGUGGAUGGGAGACCUGGAGCCCUAUAUGGAUGAGAACUUCAUUUCAAGAGCUUUUGCUACUAUGGGACAACUAGUCCUGAGUGUGAAGAUAAUUCGGAAUAGAUUGACAGGGAUUCCAGCAGGCUAUUGCUUUGUAGAAUUUGCUGAUCUGGCCACAGCAGAAAAAUGUUUACAUAAAAUCAACGGGAAGCCCCUUCCUGGUGCCACCCCUGUAAAAAAAUUUAAUCUAAAUCAUAUGUUUUUUAGGAAACAAUCAGACAAGAGCCCAGAAUAUUCCCUGUUCGUUGGGGAUCUUUCCCCUGAUGUAGAUGACGGGAUGAUAUAUGAAUUUUUUGUAAAAGUAUACCCAUCAUGUCGGGGUGGAAAAGUGGUCGUGGAUCAGACGGGUGUUUCCAAAGGCUAUGGUUUUGUGAAAUUCUCAGAUGAACUGGAGCAAAAAAGAGCACUGGUAGAGUGCCAGGGAGCUGUCGGCCUUGGUUCUAAGCCAAUACGCUUGAGCGUUGCCAUACCAAAAGCUAAUCGGUUGAAGAUGGUGGAGUACAAUCAGAUGUACAACUAUAACUAUAGCCAGUACUACCAACAAUAUCAGAACUACUAUGCCCAUUGGGGAUAUGAUCAAAACACCGGCAGUUACAGCUACAGCUACCCACAAUAUUGCUACACACAGAACACCAUGCAGACAUAUGAAGAAGUGGGUGAAGAUGCAUUAGAAGAUCCGAUGCCCCAGACGGAUGUGAGUGAAGCCAACAAGCAGUUUAUGGAGCAGAGUGAAGAACUCUAUGAUGCCUUGAUAGAAUGCCAUUGGCAGCCUUUGGAUAGCGUGUCUUCGGAGCUCCAAGCUGCAUAAUUGCCCAUGUUGCUGAUAAUGCUCCCUCCGAGCCGUGUGCCAGCGGGCCUUGGAUCCCUGCCAAAGCGCAUGGAAGUUGCAGCUGCAAACGGACUCGUCCCUCUCUCUCCACCAGAUUCUCAAGUCAAGGAUGCAGAGGACAGCUUUGGGUUCUUCCUGCACUCGUGGAGCAGCAGACAGUAGCAGAGGAGAAUUGUGGUCACAUUUAUUUGAGAUGAAAUUAGAACUCGGGGACUUAGUUUUA
This is a messenger RNA of Thamnophis sirtalis, 1225 nucleotides long. NCBI's taxonomy places the organism in Eukaryota, Metazoa, Chordata, Lepidosauria, Squamata, Natricidae. The record is from RefSeq and is a predicted model, not a curated record.